CUGUAACGCCGUCUGCGUCGUCUCGGUUCUCGCUCCUCGGUGGCCCAAAGAAGUGGCAACCGAUUUUUGGUGGCAAGCGCGGCUGCCACGGGCGGCGUCUGAAUUCAAAAUCCAAAUUCGUGCUAGCACGUUAGCAACAGUCGCUAUAAUCGACAAAACGGUAAAUGCAAUAAUGAGCACAAGUGAAUGGCGAACGGCGCAGCGAUGAAACAAUUCAGAUAAUAGCAUGGCCAAGUAAACGGUGCAGAAGACAUCGCGAUUAUUGCCGGCCAAUUGUGGUGACUGCGGCUUACUACUGUGAUUUACACACCAAAACACGACAAACAGCAGCGAACAGACCCAUCCCCGCCAAGUCGCUAUCUUAUCGCGAGCAGGGUCUUCGCUAAAAAGUGCAAUUCGCAUAACUCAUUUGCCAAACAACCACACCAAAAAGUAAAUAAAUAAAGCCGAAGUGAACGUGAUACGUCCUCAACCCACAUAGAAGAUAAACACACAACUAGAAGCUGUCCACAAUGCGUCGAAAUAUCAAGCUGAUCGUCUUCGUGAGCAUCAUCUGGAUGUUCGUAAUGGUCUACUACUUCCAGUCCAGCACGGAGAAGGUGGAAAAUCGAGCUCUGCGGCUACGCGAGGUGGCCACCGCCAUGCAGCAGCUCCAGGAGGACUCCUCCUCCGCGGGCGCCGCCUCCACCGCCCGCCAAUGGGCGCCAGUCGGCGGAGCGGGGCCUGGAGGGGCAUCGGCUGGCAGCGGAGCCGACGAUCCCGGCGGCAAUGUCAUUCUAAUCGGGUCGGUUAAGGACUUUGAGCGCAAUGCCGUCCACGGGCUCAAGUUGAAUGGCAUUGUGGCCCUCGAAGAGACGUCUCAGGGUAUUAGUGGGGGUACUGGUGGACCUGGAGGACGACUGCCUGUUGCCCCCAGUGGUCGAGGCACUGAAAUCGAAUAUUUCGAUGAAGCCGGCUACAUACGAGCAGGUGCCCUGCGAAACGGGGAGGACCCCUACAUCAGAAACCGCUUCAACCAGGAGGCCAGCGACUCCCUGCCCAGUAAUCGUGAAAUACCCGACACAAGGAAUCCAAUGUGUCGUAACAAGAAAUACCGCGAGGACCUCCCCGAGACGAGUGUAAUCAUUACUUUCCACAAUGAGGCAAGGUCGACGUUGCUGCGAACGAUUGUCAGUGUCCUCAAUCGGAGUCCCGAGCACUUGAUCCGUGAAAUAGUUCUGGUGGAUGACUACAGUGACCAUCCCGAGGAUGGCUUGGAGCUGGCCAAGAUCGACAAGGUUCGUGUCAUCCGGAACGACAAGCGCGAGGGUCUAGUUCGGUCCAGGGUCCGGGGUGCAGAUGCCGCGGUCAGCGGUGUGCUGACUUUCCUGGACAGCCACGUGGAAUGCAACGAGCGGUGGCUGGAACCCCUCUUGGAGAGAGUGCGCGAGGAUCCCACCCGCGUGGUCUGCCCCGUCAUCGAUGUGAUCAGCAUGGACAACUUCCAGUACAUCGGGGCCUCGGCCGACCUACGAGGCGGCUUCGACUGGAAUCUGAUCUUCAAGUGGGAGUACCUGAGUACCUCGGAGCGGGCGAUGCGCCACAACGACCCCACGACUGCCAUCAGGACGCCCAUGAUUGCCGGCGGACUGUUCGUCAUCGACAAGGCCUACUUCAACAAGCUGGGCAAGUACGACAUGAAGAUGGAUGUUUGGGGCGGCGAGAACCUGGAGAUAUCCUUCCGGGUGUGGCAGUGCGGCGGAAGUCUGGAAAUCAUUCCCUGCAGCCGCGUGGGUCACGUCUUCCGCAAACGACAUCCGUACACCUUUCCCGGCGGUAGUGGCAACGUCUUCGCCCGGAACACGCGACGUGCCGCAGAGGUAUGGAUGGAUGACUACAAGCAGCAUUACUACAAUGCCGUUCCUCUCGCCAAAAACAUUCCGUUCGGAAACAUUGAUGACCGUCUGGCAUUGAAGGAAAAAUUGCAUUGCAAGCCCUUCAAGUGGUAUCUGGAGAAUGUCUAUCCCGACUUGCAGGCCCCCGACCCGCAGGAGAUUGGCCAAUUCAGACAGGAUGGCACCGAGUGCUUAGACACAAUGGGCCACUUAAUCGACGGCACUGUGGGCAUUUUCCCUUGCCACAACACGGGCGGCAACCAGGAAUGGGCGUUCUCGAAGCGGGGCGAGAUCAAGCACGACGACCUCUGCCUGACCUUGGUGCAGUUCGCCCGGGGGUCGCAGGUGGUGCUAAAGUCUUGCGACGAGUCGGAGAACCAACGGUGGAUCAUGCGGGAGGGCGGCCUGGUGCGGCACCACAAGAUCAACGUGUGCCUGGACUCCCGGGACCACAGCCAGCAGGGAGUGAGUGCCCAGCACUGCAACUCGGCGCUGUCCUCGCAGCGCUGGUCCUUCGGCAAGUUUGCGUGAGAGGGAAACCGCUAGACUUAAAGGAUCGAGUGAUAUAUACGAGGAGGCGUGCGAAAUGUAUGUGUAUGAUUGUCAUGGUUUACCAAGUUGAUUUUUUGCUGAACUCAAACACUCACUCAUGAUUAUAGUACUAUGACAUUAUAUUGUUAUUAAGUUGAAAAGGGUCACGAACUUUGUCACUUCAAAUCAACUUCUCGCGAGGGAGUUAAUUUUAAACGCUACCUAAAAUCCAGCAUGAAAGCAUACAAAAAAUGUACUUAGACUGAUUAAUUUUUUGUAUAUGUAUAAAAUAUAUGAACGCGAAAUGACAGAAAGUGAAAUUAUAAACUUUGGCAGCUGAAAACUGAGCUAAUUUGCAUUCCCAUAGCCGACGCAUCUCAUCAAGUCAAUUAAGGUCUAUACGAAAAUUCCAGAUUAGUACCCACGUUGAGUCCAUUUCGAAUGCCCCGCCCAGCUCAGAGUCUUCUCAACUUUGUACUUAACAAAACAUGAAAUGUUAUCAUUAGUUUUAAUUAUACACCUAAGUGAAAUCAUUUGAAACCUGUAUGAAAUAUGUAUGUGUAUAUAAAGAGAAGGAAAUAUUAUUUUAGAGCUCGUUGAACGCCGCAAACGAAAACAAACGAGAUAUCUCGCUUACAAUUUAUGAGUAUUUUUUAUGAUAUUUAAAAAUCGGAAAAGUGGAUAGUCUCUGGCGUUUUACUGUCGAUUGGUUAUUGUUGAAUGCAUAAAUCAUUUCACAGUUUUCAUAGGGAAAUAGACAUGCUUUUUAUCACAGACAUUGAACCAUUUACGACGUGGCAGAUUCAGCAAAAACGAUUUCAAAAAGCCUAAAAAAUUACAAAUUAUUGAAUCCAAAUAUUGUAUAUUUGUUUGUAUGUACAGUGCAUCUAUUCAGAGAACGAAUUAAAUGAGUUUUUAAUUUAAAACAUCUGGAAAUGCAA
Messenger RNA from Drosophila bipectinata, 3346 nucleotides. RefSeq names its product polypeptide N-acetylgalactosaminyltransferase 2 (gene Pgant2). Gene Ontology annotation, cellular component: Golgi apparatus. NCBI's taxonomy places the organism in Eukaryota, Metazoa, Arthropoda, Insecta, Diptera, Drosophilidae. Gene Ontology annotation, molecular function: polypeptide N-acetylgalactosaminyltransferase activity. The record is from RefSeq and is a predicted model, not a curated record. Gene Ontology annotation, biological process: protein O-linked glycosylation.